This is a messenger RNA of Panonychus citri (citrus red mite), 777 nucleotides long. RefSeq names its product protein yippee-like 5. The record is from RefSeq and is a predicted model, not a curated record. The transcript has 2 exons. The coding region runs from base 104 to 469 and encodes 121 amino acids. NCBI's taxonomy places the organism in Eukaryota, Metazoa, Arthropoda, Arachnida, Trombidiformes, Tetranychidae.
UAAAAAGAAAAUUGAAAACAAAAAAAUUCUCUUUACAUUUAAAAGGAUUUUGCUUUCUAAUUGUUUCAAUUCUGUUAAAUUUGAUUAUUUUUCUUUUCCAAUCAUGGGUCGUAUUCAUUUAGAACAUAUGGGAGGUGAAAGGUUAUUCUCAUGUGCUUCUUGUGACACCGUUUUGACUAAUAAAAAGGAAUUGGCCUCAACCCGAUUUACAGGAUCCACUGGACGUGCUUAUCUAUUUAAGAAAGCAGUUAAUCUUACCUACAGUGAAAUUCAGGAACGAGCCAUGUUAACUGGAAGACAUAAAGUUCGAGAUAUUUCCUGUAAGAAUUGUGACAACAAGCUUGGAUGGAUUUAUGAGUUUGCUAAUGAAGAAGCUCAAAGAUAUAAAGAGGGUCAAGUUAUUUUGGAAAGAGCUUUGGUCAUUGAAUCUGAUGGAUUUGAGGAGCAUCCACCUCCAUCUUCAGAAUAAUCAUAAUUACAUAUAUAAAUAUGCAAAUAUUUCUAUCAUUUCUACUAUCUCUAUCAUAAUCACUUUAAAAUAAUCAUUCAUUCAUAAAUCAGUGAGUGUAUUGUUAGUCUGUGAACCUUUUCAUCUCUGAUUAAUCCAUUGAGUCAACUUACAACUAUUAGUCUGCUUAUUUUCCCUUUAAUCUACACAAACACACACACAAUCAUACACAAAAUUAACCAAAUCAAAAUUGAUCUGUUAAUAGCAUCUACAUAUUCUAUGAAAAUAUUAAUCUAUAAUUAAAACAUCACAAUAUUUACAAAGAUUAA